AUUUGUUGCAAAACGUGGUCACAACAAAAGUAAAAAAACAGCAACAACAAAAGGGUAAGAAAAAGCGUUGAGUUGAAGAACCAAAGAAGCAAAGAAAGAAACACAGCAACAACACAACACAACCAUGAUUUCUCAGUUCUUCGUCCUUUCCCAAAGAGGCGACAACAUCGUCUUCCGCGACUGUCUCUGUUCAUUCCAAUUCAAUCUCUCACCAUCCAUUUUUCAUCAUUCUCAAAACUCAUCACUAAUUUUUACUCCCUUAACUGCAGAUCGCGGUGAAGUACAGAAGGGAAGCGCAGAAACAUUUUUCCGAAAAGUCAAGUUCUGGAAAGAGGACGCUGAUGGUGAUGCUCCACCUGUUUUUAAUGUGGAUGGUGUGAACUACUUCCAUGUUAAGGUUGCUGGAUUGUUGUUUGUUGCUACUACAAGAGUUAAUGUUUCGCCUUCUGUUGUUUUGGAACUUUUGCAAAGAACUGCACGGGUUAUUAAAGAUUACCUUGGGGUUCUUAAUGAGGAUUCUUUUAGGAAGAAUUUUGUGCUUGUGUAUGAACUGCUUGAUGAAAUGAUUGAUUUUGGUUAUGUGCAAACGACGUCUACGGAGGUUUUGAAGUCGUAUGUUUUCAAUGAGCCGAUUGUGAUUGAGAAUGCACAUAUGCCCGUUGGUCCCGCUUCCAUUUUUAUGCACGGGAGCAAGAGAAUGCCGGGUACGGCUAUUACGAAAUCUGUGGUUGCUAAUGAACCUGGUGGUAGGAAGAGGGAUGAGAUCUUUGUUGAUGUAAUUGAGAAAAUUAGUCUCACAUUCAAUUCUAGUGGAUAUAUACUUACUAGUGAGAUUGAUGGCACCAUUCAAAUGAAGAGUUAUCUUACUGGUAACCCAGAGAUUAAACUUGCUCUCAAUGAGGACCUGAGUAUCGGAACAAGUGAUUAUAGAGGUUCUGGUGCUGUGAUUUUAGACGAUUGUAACUUUCACGAAUCUGUACACCUUGAUAGUUUUGAUGUUGACCGAACUUUAUCUUUGGUACCACCAGAUGGUGAAUUUCCUGUCAUGAAUUAUCGUAUAACUCAAGCAUUUAAGCCACCCUUUCGUAUUAAUACGUUGAUUGAAGAAACAGGACCACUCAAGGCUGAAGUCACCAUUAAAGUGCGAGCUGAAUUCAACUCAAGCAUCAAUGCUAACACUGUUCUUGUACAGAUGCCCCUUCCUACAUUUACUGCUCGUGUUAACUUUGAGUUAGAACCUGGAGCGGUUGGACACACAACUGAUUUCAAGGAAGCAAAUAAAAGACUGGAAUGGGGAAUAAAAAAGGUUGUUGGUGGAUCUGAACAUACUUUACGAGCAAAGCUGACGUUUUCGCAGGAAUUACAUGGAAAUAUCAUGAAAGAAGCAGGGCCUCUUAGCAUGACAUUCACUAUACCUAUGUACAACUCUUCAAGGCUUCAGGUGAAGUACUUGCAGAUAGCAAAGAAGUCGAAAAGUCAUAAUCCAUAUCGAUGGGUUAGAUAUGUAACCCAAGCAAACUCAUACGUUGCCCGGUUGUAAUCCUAGUAUCUGCAAAAGCUAAAUUCUGAAUGUUUUCCAAGUCAUGGAUGUUAUUGUGUGCUGAAUAAUUCCAGGAAAAUUACUUGUAGUGUUUUUACUUUUUGGUAAUUUAGAAUUGACGAUGGUUAUCAAUUGCAUUAGUGGUGCAUUUUAGGAAUAAGACCAAAAUGAGAUGUUCUAAAGUUGAAUUAAUAAUCUAAUGCUUCUUUGUUUA
Vicia villosa (hairy vetch) is the source of this 1754-nucleotide messenger RNA. Its product is annotated as AP-4 complex subunit mu-like. Gene Ontology annotation, cellular component: clathrin adaptor complex; cytoplasmic vesicle; trans-Golgi network. Gene Ontology annotation, biological process: Golgi to lysosome transport; protein targeting. The coding region runs from base 125 to 1540 and encodes 471 amino acids. The record is from RefSeq and is a predicted model, not a curated record. Lineage: Eukaryota; Viridiplantae; Streptophyta; Magnoliopsida; Fabales; Fabaceae. The transcript is spliced from 12 exons.